Ctenopharyngodon idella (grass carp) is the source of this 5424-nucleotide messenger RNA. RefSeq names its product divergent protein kinase domain 2Ab (gene dipk2ab). NCBI's taxonomy places the organism in Eukaryota, Metazoa, Chordata, Actinopteri, Cypriniformes, Xenocyprididae. The record is from RefSeq and is a predicted model, not a curated record. The transcript is spliced from 4 exons. The coding region runs from base 2723 to 4012 and encodes 429 amino acids.
GGGUCAAAAAGCACUCUAAAGUGCGUUUAAUAUCAAUUUAAACUAUAAUACAUUUUGAUUUUACUGCAGUUAACAUGUAAUUAAAGUAAAUAUCGCUUGUGAAGAGAAUAUUUUUGCAUUUAGUAUUAUACUAACAUUUGAUAUUAACAGGCUCUUGACAUUAACAUACCUCUCCUAAUGAUGUUAUCAAAAAGAAGAGAGACGAGAAAGAGCAAAAGUUAAUAAGUGGCACAGGAAAAAUGCCAGCAAGUGAAAUAAUGUAUUUUCAAUACAGACCUCUCAGGAUUCCAUAUUUGGAAAAUGUGCAGUUUAAAAGGGUAACAUCUGAAUCAUUGGUUCCACUGAUAUCAUUUGUCCACAAUCUGCUGCAGCGUAUUCAGACAGCUCAGGAAAACCUUCAAGAAAAGAUUAUUCUUGUGGUAGGUGCUGCUAUUAUCUUCUGUGUUCUAUCUAUCUAUCUAUCUAUCUAUCUAUCUGUCUGUCUGUCUGUCUGUCUGUCUGUCUGUCUGUCUAUCUAUCUAUCUAUCUAUCUAUCUAUCUAUCUAUCUAUCUAUCUAUCUAUCUAUCUAUCUAUCUAUCUAUCUAUCAUGAUACAUAGAUAGAUCAAAUAUUGUGUGUCCACAUUUUUAAUACAAUAUAGAUGUACACCCACAUAAAAAUGUCAGGGAAAAAUAAUUUUUUAUUCAUGUGCCACUAGGUGGCAGCACAUGCAAACAUUUUCCCUCAUCGGUACUGUAGAAGGAUUUCCUUUGGUUGGCAUUUUAAAACCUUGUUGAUGUAAUUAUGUCCCUGUCAUUCAUGAUCAUUUUAACAUAAACUUUCAUCAGUGGAACCACCAUCUGUAUACCUUCUCACUACUUCCAUUCCAAAGGUAUUUUAUAUUUUAUUUUUAUUUAUUUAUUCACAGAAGUGACAUUUAUUGUGGAGUAUUGACAUCAUAUGUUCCUGUGUGUAAUUCCAAGCCAAAACAUUUGUCUAUUAUGUUUUUAAGAUUAAAUUGUUUUAACAGCAUCAUACAGGGACAAAAUAUGCUUGUUGCUUGUAAUAUCAUUAAUAAUUCAGUGCAGGUUCUUCUCCUCUUCCCCUGUUUCAGUAGAUGAUUGUGUGUUUUUGGGAACAUGUCCAGAUCAGCCACUGGCUCUCCAGGCUUUGGCCCACAGUCGUCCUUAAGGAAUAUGGCCACAUGCUUUUACAGACACCAUUUGUGAGAAAAUGUAUUCCAGGGCACAACUCAGAAGUGACACUCUGUUGGGUGAUUUGCCAAAAGAAGCUCCCGUUUCUUCGCAAUCCAACCCAUAACCCCAAUGACACACACACACACACACACACACACACACACACACACACACACACACACACAAAACUAUUUUAUUUCAUUAAAGUUGCAUGAAAACGAAGUUACGAUAGUCUUUUCUUCGCUAUUGUGACGUAAAUCUGAGUGAAACGGCUUCUCGAACAAGAAAAAAUGUAGGGCGGGGCUUGAUUUUGUCCACUGGGAAUUGAUUGGAUGGUGAUCUCACGUGACUGACAGCUUGUCUUAAGGAGAAGAGAAGAGAUGUCGGAGAGAAAGGAAGUCAUUUUGAUUAAAGAAUACGAGGGUACAUGAAUUUAAAAAAAAAAAAAAAAAAAGUGCAUGUAAAAAUAAUUUAUAAUAAACAUAGCAAUAUUCCAUAAAAACAAGAACUGUCAUUUCGUGUCAUCCAUAUCCCUCAAUAGAUCCAAAAUAUGCUAUCUUUCUUUCUUUCUUUCUUUCUUUCUUUCUUUCUUUCUUUCUUUCUUUCUUUCUUUCUAAUCCCUAAAUUAAUCUUCUCCAUAAUUAAUUGUAUUAUAUUAAUAUCGGCUUAUUGUUUUUUAUUUUAUGUUUUUAUUUUGUAUUGUUUAUAAUACUACAUUUUAUUAAUUUAUUUAGACUAGACUAGAGUAAAGCGAUAUUCACCUAUCAAGGAAAACGAGGACAGUGCUGCGCGUAAGGGGAGGCGGGAGCGGGCGCCAUGACAACGCCCUCAAACCAAUAACGUAAAGCGAUGAAGGACGUCGUAAAUACUGCCUGGUCGAUGUUGGAAAGAGUCGGUCGCUUUGGAUCGUUAUUAGUGCUGGAGAUCAGCAGCAGCAGUGUGUGUGUGUGUGUGUGUGGAGACCGUGCUCGAUCAAACUCUUGCUCUCAGUAGAUCGGGAUAAGAUUCAGAAGUCUUGCACAUAUAAACGACUGAUUCAUAUAAGAGAUUGAGAAUUAGAGGCUUGACCACUGUUUUUGUCUCUCGCUAGGUUGCUAACUGGCUGAUCUCCUAAUGGAAAGAGCAUCUGAGUUUGUCUGAUGUGAGUAUGUGAGCCGCUGAGCGUCUGGGAUACAAUGUUUUUGGUUUGUCUUUUAUCGGAGCGUUUCACGCGCGCUACAGAGUAACAGCAGCGCGAGCGCUCCAGCCUGAACAAUGAUUCAGAGUAACCGAUCCAGAGACUCGCUCCUGCAGGACUGACUGAAGAAACUCUCUCAGGCAAGCUUUUAAGUGCAUUGGCAUGGUGCACUCCAGAGCAAUGGCUAUGAGAAUGUCUUAGCCCAGCGAGCACUUGCAAGGGGGGACUCUGCUUGUUUCUCCCCCUAUGGGAAGUCCAGGUGAUGAGUCAGCACCAGUGAUGGGGAUCCAUUGAGUCCUGUCCCUGACACAAUUCAUUGCCCUUUCCCCCUUUACCCUUUACCCCUGCCCUGCCUGGCCAGUGCACGAACAUGCUGCGCUUCCUCCCUCUCAAGCUUGGCCGUUUGUACCGGUGUCUGAAGCUUCUCUUUGUCGUGGGGCUGUUUGUCAUCUUGCUGAUGAACACGCACAACCUCUUUGCCUCCUUCCAAAAGAACGAACUCACCGACCGAAGGUUCAUCAACCUCAACAAGUGCCCAGCCUGCUUUGGCACCAGUUGGUGUCGCAAGUUCAUGAAUGGACAAAUAUCUUUCGAGACAUGGGGUCGCCUUCGCUUCCUGGAUGUCUUCAAUGUGAAAAACGUUUUCUUCGCCCAGUACGGGGAGCCUCGUGAGGGUACGCGGAGGAUUGUACUCAAGCGGUUGGGUUCCAACCAAGAACUUACCGAUAUUGACCAGAAGAUUUGCAAGCGGGCAACAGGUCGGCCUCGUUGCGAUCUCAUCCAGGCCAUGUACAAGACUGAGUUUGCCCGACUUAAUGGGGAUGUCAGACUCCUAACUCCAGACGUUGUGGAAGGCUGGUCAGAUCUUGUUCAUUGUCCCUCCCAAAGACUGCUGGACAGAAUAGUCAGGAGGUACGCUGAGACAAAGGACUCUGGAAGCUUCCUUCUCAAGAACCUUAAAGACACAGAACGGAUGCAGCUGUUGAUGACCUUGGCUUUCAAUCCGGAGCCCCUAGUGCUUCAGAGUUUCCCUUCAGACGAAGGCUGGCCGUUUGCGAAGUACCUGGGCGCUUGCGGGCGAAUGGUGGCAGUGAACUACGUGGGCGAGGAGCUGUGGAGUUUCUUCAAUGCUCCCUGGGAAAAGAGAGUAGACCUGGCCAAGCAGCUGAUGGACAUUGCCGAGCAGCUUACCAACAACGACUUCGAUUUUGCUCUCUACCUGCUGGACGUCAGCUUCGAUAACUUCGCUGUGGGCCCGCGGGACGGGAAGGUCAUUGUGGUGGAUGCGGAGAAUGUUGUGGUGGCCGACAAGAGGCUGAUCAAACAGAAUAAGCCCGAGAACUACGACGUCUGGUACGAGAGCAAGUUUGAGGAGUGCGACAAGGAGGCCUGUCUUUCCUUCUCUAAAGACAUGUUGUGUUCACGGGUCACAGUGGACCACAACUAUUACGCCAUCUGUCAAAACCUGCUUUCACGAUAUGCUACGUGGCGGGGCAGCUCCGGUGGACUUCUUCACGACCCCCCGCCACACAUAGCCAAAGACGGCCAGCUUGAAGCCCUGUUGGACGAGUGCGCCAACCCCAAAAAGCGGUACGGCCGCUUCCAGGCAGCUAAAGAACUGCGCGAUUACUUAACCCAGCUAAGCGGUACCGCUAGGUAAUGACCGUCCAUGCCUGUCAAUGCUCAACGUUCACUCAUCAAUGUCCGAUGAUGUCUUCAGGGUUUGGGGAUCCCCAUUAGACUUGCGACAAAAGGUCUCUCUGUAACUCAAUUUCAGACCAAUCGUCCAUCACUACAAUCUGUUGUGUGUACAUUUUGUUUCUCUUACAUUAAUCUUUAAAUUAUUGAAAUGUCUUUGGUUCAUUGCUUUUAUUCAAUGGUUUAUUUUGCAAUAAAGGCAGCGGUGACACUGGGAAAGGCAGCUUGGGAAGCAUUAACUGUGUCCAAAACUUUUUAGUGAACGUCUUCUGCCUAAUUGAUUCACUUACAUUCCAGGAAGAAUGAGUUUGGCACAAAGCAUAAUUUUAAGAUGGUAGAGAGGAUGUGGAAAUCUGUACAUAAUUAGAGCAGAUUGGAGGGGAAAUGAGUUGGAAUUGCUUUGCAUAUACCAAAGAGUCUGAUUCAAUGUAACUCAAACCUCUGAACUAAAAGGCAGAGCCUUUCGCUAAAAAUUUAGCAUAGUCAAACCGCCAGAAUUACCCCAGAGUGGAUUCAUGAAUGUGGUUAGACUUGUUACAAAGAUUUGUGUUUGUAUUAAUCAAGCAAAAGUCCAGAGAGGGCCACAAUGAAUCCAAAUUACGUGGCACUAUUAAAUCAGAGAGGUCCUGGUCCCUAAUUGGCCGUUAACUAUAAAUAAUGUACCGGCACAUGGCGAGAUGCAGCGCUAUCAAACUCCUCGACGUGUGAACAUGCAUCUGGAACUUUCUAUCUUUAAAAUCCAUCUUAACAUUUCAAUUUCACAGCUCUGCAAUUGAAUUAAUCAAAAUUUAAUUAAACGUCUCUAACACUUAAGAUCAUUUAACUUUGAGCCAUCCGCCUGCUGUUUUUUCCCCUCUCUGGUUUGAUUUUGCACUUGGUGGACCAAUGAAUUAGAUCAGUAUGCUAAUGAGUAUGCGUUAGAUAAUGAAGUACGCUAGCGCUUGACUGACAGCAUCACUCCAUUGAGCCUGGAUUUUGAAAGCUAGCUAAUCACUUUCAACUUGAUGCUUUUGCCAGAGCAAAUGAAUGAAAUGAAUUAAGAUUUUAAUCUUUUUAUUUCCAUGUUUGAGUUCUGGCCGGUCAGGCCCUGAAGAGUCAAAGCAAUAAGUGUCGAUCAGCCAUUAUCACUGAAGAUCCCUCUGCUCUUGUCAAAUCUAAACCGGUGACCGGAUGGCCUCUUUGGAUGUUGGCACGUGAGAGAUUUUUUUGCGUGCAUAAGUAACUGUCAGCUUUUGUACUGUACUUCUGUUUCAGUUGAGUAUUAUAUCAGCUGUGUCUGAUUUUACUGUGCCUUUCAUUCAGGAGUUGUAUUUACAACUUUUUAGUCUGUUUAAAUAUUAAAUAAAUGAGUAUAUAUAUCUCUCUAUCUCUCUA